UCAGAGAAUUUUCGUCUGCGAGAGGAAAAAAAAUAAAAUACGCUAAUAACUUCGAAAUUGUCAAAUAUACUUCGAGAACAAGAUAACGAACGGUGAUUUUUUGAGUAAAGAAAAAAAGAUUCAAAGGGGUUGAUCUGGUUAUAACUGCUAAAGUGAAAUUGAUUGUGAAGAAACAGAAACAGAGAGAGAUGGUAGCAGAAGCAGAGGUUGUGUUUCAACAGAGUUUGCCGGUGGUUCUGGAUAUCGACGGAGUUUCUCCCGCCGUCAUAUCUCCGCUCUCCUCUCCGAAAUUGGGUGUCCGUCGAUCCACGGCGUCGGUUUCCGGCGGUUUAUCGACUUCUCCGGUGCAGGAGGACGAAUGUGAUUCUAGUAUCCCGGUUUAUAUUCCGACCAUCCGGUCUGGAAGCUACGCUGAUAUCGGGCCAAAGAGAUCCAUGGAAGACGAACACAUUUGCGUAGAUGAUCUAUCCUCCCAACUUGGUUGUCUUUUCGAAUUGCCAAAGCCCAGUGCUUUCUAUGCGGUUUUCGAUGGUCAUGGAGGAUCAGAAGCAGCAACGUAUGUAAAGCAAAACGCCAUCAGGCUUUUGUUUGAAGAUGAUAAGUUCCCACAGACAUCUGAAGUGAACAGUGUUUACGUGGAAGAAGUCGAGACUUCUUUGAGAAACGCGUUUCUUCAAGCUGAUCUAGCUUUGGCCGAGGAUUGCAGCAUCAGCUCUUCCACUGGUACCACUGCUCUUGCCGCUCUUAUCUCCGGAAGGAUCCUAAUGGUUGCGAAUGCUGGAGACUGCAGAGCCGUUCUUUGCAGAAAAGGCAAAGCGAUAGAGAUGUCUCAUGACCAUAGACCGAUCAAUCUACCCGAGAGAAGAAGAGUUGAAGAAUCUGGUGGCGUCAUUGAGGACGGUUACCUCAACGGAGAGUUAUCCGUAACGCGAGCUCUCGGCGACUGGGACAUGAAACGCCCGCACGGCUCGAAGUCUCCGCUUAUUUCCGAACCCGAGAUAAAGCAGAUAACACUGACCGAAGACGACGAGUUUCUUGUGAUCGGGUGCGACGGGAUUUGGGAUGUUUUGACGAGCCAAGAAGCGGUCGGCAUUGUGAAACGCGGCUUGAACAGGCACGAUGAUCCCGCGAGAUGUGCGAGAGAGCUUGUGAUGGAGGCUCUGAGGCUGAACACGUUUGAUAAUUUGACCGCGGUUGUGGUGUGUUUUGUGACGGUGGACCGAGAGGAUGAGCCGGUGGUGCCGUUGGAGAAGAAACGGUGUUGUAGCCUGACGCCGGAGGCUUUCAGAAGCUUGAGGAAUCUGUUGGAUGGCUGAUUAGUUUGGUUUAGGUACCAUGGUGUUGUUGGUGAAAAUGAUGAUGACGAACAUUCUCUUUUCACGCUGCUUUUGUAUUUGAGUCGGAGAGAAUUUAAGCAGGCAGCUGAAAAGAGUCCUUAUUGAGAUAAUGUGUGUGUGUGUGUAUAUGAUAGUGUGCUUUUGUGUCUAAUGUGAUUAACAAUUUUGUGUACAAAGUGUUGAUUGGUGUGUGUAUAUUGAGAAAAAAUAACGAAAAACUUAAUUUAUACAAUUCUUGAUCUCAA
Molecule: messenger RNA, 1582 nt
Organism: Raphanus sativus (radish)
Lineage: Eukaryota; Viridiplantae; Streptophyta; Magnoliopsida; Brassicales; Brassicaceae
Product: probable protein phosphatase 2C 49
Exons: 4
Coding region: 189-1316 (375 amino acids)
Biological process (GO): protein dephosphorylation
Molecular function (GO): cation binding; protein serine/threonine phosphatase activity
Source: RefSeq, a predicted model, not a curated record